AUGGCGCGUCUUGCCUCGCGUCCCCGUCGUCCUCGAGUCUCUUCUUCCUGUCGGUCCUGCCUCGCCCUCCUCCUCGCUCUCGGGCCUUGCUUCGCGGUCCCCGCGUCGCCCUCGCCGCCGGACGCGUCCGAUGACCUCGGCUGCGCGUACUACGGAGACAGCGACUGUCCGUCCUUCCUCAGCUUCGCCGCCCAGACGCUCGCGCUCUGCUUCCGCACCUGCCGCCAGGUCGCCGCGACUGCGGCCCACGCCGUCCUCUCUGGCCUCGCGCGCCUGACUCCCUUCCUCGACACCGACGGCGCCAGUGCGCGCAUGAUCCACGUCGUCUUGAGUGUCCUGGCGACCGCGAGCUUCCUCCUCCUUCUCUCGCAGAUCUUCUGGCGGUACCGCGUGCACCACUACAACAAGGCCGGCUCGCACGGCCUGAUUCCCAAGUCGCUCCACCAGUGGGAACCGUUCUCCUCGUCCUCUUCCCCGCGGUACUGCUCGGUCUGUCGCCAGCUGAUCUCCGGCUUCUUGAUCUACCGGAACACGGGCUGGGCAUGCAGCCUGUGCCAGCGCUACGCCCACACCAAGUGUCUCCGCCUCGCAGAGCGGCUCGACUGCAAGACGCCGUGUCUUCCUGCGCCGACGCCUCACGUCUUCGUCCAAGGCAAUCUCUCGGCGGACGCGACGUGUUGCUGUUGCGGACUCGCAUGCAGUUCGAACUUCGGCUUGGACGGGCUCCGGUGUCUCUGGUGCAACCGCACCCUCCACGAGGAAUGCCGCCACCGCUUGCCGUCUCCGCUCUGCGACUUGGGCCCCUUUCGUCAGCUGAUUCUCCCGCCCUCGGCCGUCAGCCUCAGCUUCUCGCUCCUCUCCUCGAAUCGCGGUCUCCUCCGGGUGGCGUCGUCGCUCUGGGGCCGCGUGGGCGUCAAGGAGGUAGUUAAGGAAGGGUUCAAGGAAGGUCUGCGAGAGAUGCAAGAAGGCGUGCGAAAGUUCAACGAGGCGAUCGUGCAGCCGCUCAAAAAGUCUUUAAAAUUCGAGCAAAGACAGAUCGCGCCGGGCGAGACAGGGGCGGAAGAACCUGAGAAGACUCCGGACAAGAAGAGAGAAGCGACCCGCCGGACAACCCAGCUGGAGACCGCGCAGGACGAAAGAGAGACCGACGAGGAACGGAGCGGGGGAGGGGAGAGACAUGACCAGGACGAAGAGGACACGAACGAGCGAAAGACGACGGCGAGGAAGGUCGCGUCUGUGCGGAAGGCAGAAGGGGAGCACGCGCAGACGCGUGGGGAAGCGACGAGCAACCCCGACGGUGAACAGAGACAGGAGGGAACGGAGGGAGACAGAGGGGACACCGCGUUGCUGGGUCUUGGAAGACAGGACGAAUCGAAGACGCGAGGUGAACGUCGACGUCCGAUUUCGUCUUUGGUUUCAGCGAUUUCUACAGCAACGGAGCAAGGCCGCUCCGAGCAGCUCGCCUCAUCUUCUCCCGGUGUUUCUUUCGCAGAGCCGCCGACAAAGCCAGAAGCCGCCGCGCCGUCCCAGCCUUCCGGCGUGGCACGGGAAGCUGUGGGCCUACACACAGCCGGCGGUGCCGGGGAAGACGCGGAGAGCACAGAGGAGGGGAGACGCUGCGAGAAAGGCUCCGCAGGUGAGAGCCUUGAUAGAGGGCAGGCGGUCGGAGACCCCGUGGAGGAACGACGGGGAAGUGAGCCAGUCGCGCGGUUAAGAGAUCUCGAGGAUGCAGAGGCGAGCUGGAACCCCGACUCGUCCCCGGAAAACCGGUCUGUGGAGACCUGCAAGGCCUGGAAAUCCCGCUCGGCACCUCGCAAGUCUGGUGGGUGUGAGGUCGGGCUAGAUGCCCAGGAAAAGACGCACCGGGGACCUGUCUCUGAUCUCUCUUCUUCCGCGUCCUUCUCUCCUGGCGAUGGGCGGGAGGCACGAGGGAGCAGCGCAGAGAGCGCAGAGAGCGCAGAGAGCGCAGCGCGCGGCGACGCAGAGGGACGAGGAAAGACCGACCACGAGCGCGAGACGCUCGCGGAGACGCAUCUGAAGACAGAGAGCGAGAGCGACGACCCCGCCGGGGAGGGAACGCUGGAAUACCUCAGAGAACCGAGCGAGGCAGAGGGGCCAACGGCUUGGCGGGCGAAAAGGCGAGAGGAACCGGAAGACACUCAGGAUGAGAACGAGGGGACGCGGCAGGCUUUUCCCAGGCAGGUUUCCGAAGCUCUCGAGAAGGGAGAAGACGAUUCGGGCGUUUCAGGGAAAAAGCUGCGACUCAACGCGACGCGCAAGGUCGGGAUGCCACCCGGAACUGGAAGCAAAGCGCGCCGAAAGGACAGCAGCCGAACGCAAAUGAUGUACUCCGUGGCGAAGGCGAUGCCGCCCAUGGCGUCUGUUUGGCGGCUGAGGUCCAAUCCGAGUCUCUGGUUUUCAGAGCCGCAGGCCACGCCGCUCCUGGUAUUUGUCAAUGUCAAGAGCGGUGGGCAGACGGGCAAAACGAUCUACAAAGACCUCGUUGGGAUUUUGAACCCGUUACAGGUGAUUGAUAUCCAGGCAGAGGGAGGCCCGACCCGCGCGCUGACUUUCUUCCGGCCGCUGGCGAUGACGAAGCGUCUCCGAGUGCUGGUCUGCGGGGGCGACGGCACAGUGGGGUGGAUCAUCGACAGCAUCCACAAGGUGUAUGGGGCGGAGUCGCUCGAGGACGAUCGCAGCAGCGAGGGCCAGACCGGCGAGGACGCGGACUCGGGCGACGCCGCCCUGCCGAUUUCGACUCCAGGAAGCGAGACGGGCAGCCGCGGCGCUUCGAGGACGACUGACGCCGACAGCGAGCGGCACCGAGGCGCCCUGCGGAAAGAGAAGGAAAGAGCGAAGAGGGAGCGUGCAUGCGACUUGCGGAGCCUCGUCCCCGUCGGGAUCUGUCCCCUCGGAACCGGCAACGACUUGAGCAACGUGCUCGGGUGGGGCUUCUCCUUUGACGGAGACAUCAUGAAGCACCUGCUCAAGAUUCAGAGCGCCGUCUCCUCGACGCUGGACCUCUGGAAAGUGAAAGUCACGUCUGACAAGACCAACGCGACGCUCGUCGAGACGACCUUUUCGAACUACCUCGACGUGGGCGUGGCCGCUCGGAUUGUGUUGAAGUUCCACAAACUUCGGGAAGAAAAUCCAGAGCUUUUUCAAAGCCGCCUCGGAAACAAGUUUCUGUAUGGCGAAGUCGGGUUUCGCGAUUUCCUCGUCACCCCCAACAUCGCCUUAAGAGGUCUGAAGAUCUUCUGCGACGGAGAGGAAAUCGCUCUCCCGUAUCUGGAGGGCAUUUGCGUCGUCAACAUCCCCAGCUUCGCAGGUGGAGUGGAGUUGUGGGACGCGUCGCCGGAAUCGUGGGCGCGAACGUCGCCGUCGGCUCCGGGGCGUUUCUCUCCUUUUCCGUCUCUGCGGUAUUCCUCGCACGAUCUCGGCCGGGUGUCUCGCAGCCCGCUUCCUUCUCUCCCAGGAUUUCACAAGAGGGAGGCGAAGCAGGCGCCUUCGCGCUCGACGCACAACGCGUUCGCCCUCCCUUUGACGCAGCGCCAACAGCACGCGCGCCCGACAACACGAGAGGAGCGAAAGGCAGUGGAGGCGGCGCACACCCUCUCGGACCCUCCGCCCUUUGCGCCUCCGUCUGCAGCGUUCGCCCACUUCGAGGCUGGAGCUGCGCACGCCUUCGCUUCGCGCAGCGUCUCGGCUCGGCAGGCCGGCCCGUUCGAGGCCGCAGCCGAAGAAGAGACGCUCGGCCGCUGCUGCUGUUGUGGGGCGAAGAUCGCGCCUCCUUUGCCGCGCGACGGCGCCGCUUCACGUCCCCCUCUCUUUGCUCCGGGGUUCCGAGCCGCCGACGAGCCGGCUUGCUCCGCGGCGAUUGGGAAGUGCCCUCGAGAGCGAAGCGCCGGCGCGCGCCUCAGGACGCCGUCGCCUCACAGGGCCCGUUCGCGUCUCUCCAGGAAUGGGAACUCCGAGCGCGCGCCUGGCACGGACCUCUUCCGCCAGCGGAAACGCGCGAGACACGCCGAAAGUUUGGGCGCGUCUUCCUUCUGGGCCUCGCCUCUCCCUUCUCUGCGGUUCGCCUCGAAACACAAAACGCCGCGCGUCCCUGCCUCCGGCCCUCGGCGCGCGUGGCCGGGGCGCCGGUGUGUUUCUGAGGAAGGCCGAGAGGCGCGAAGAGGCGCGAGGAGACGAUUCCCAGACUUUUUAGGUCAAGAAGGGGAGUUUGAAGAUUUGCCGCGCGACCGCCGUCGCACGGUUUCGGGGCGUUCACUCGCGUCUCCCGAGACCGUCGCGGCACUGGCUGACGCAGAGCUGGCCGCGAAGGACGCAGCGUGUGCGCGCGGCCGUGAGUCUCCGGAGAAGUCAGUGGGAGAGGAAGGAGGCGGCCGUCUCGGCCGUGGACCCGUCGCCUCGCGGUCGCCAGUUUCGAGAAUCCGUGCCGACGACAGGAAGCGGUCUGGGGCUGCAGCUGCGGCCGGUGGGACGUGCCCGACUUGCAGGCAGCCUGUGAAGGUGUCUGUCUCCGAGCUGUCUCCUCCUUGCGGGGCGAUUCGGCGAGCCGCGGAGGCGCGGCCGGGGCACUGCGACGUGGCCCGCGCCCGCCCGUGCCUCCCGGAGGGAAGAACGCAGGCGUUUGUUUGCGGCGAGUGCUGCGGCUGCACGGCGGGGAAAGAGAGGACGCGCGCGGGGCUUGUGGUGCCUGGACGAGAAGACAGAGAAGGGCGAGAAAGAAAAAGCUGCGGGAGCACUCGGAAGAGCAGCAGCUGCGGACCUCGCCGGGCAGGGUCGAGAGACAGCGGCCGAGGAGACAGAAAGACGCCGGACGACGCGAGACGAGCGGGAAGGGGUUACGCCACAUGCGAACGCGCCGCCACCCUCCAGAUGGACGCCUUCCAGGAAGAAAGCAACUUCCCGUGCGCUGGCGAACCGGCGAGCCUCGGGCCGCAGCCUGAGGGGUUGGGGGGGCGACGCGAGGCGAGCGCAGAGGCCCAAGGGCGAAUACGGCGAGAAGACAGCCAGCGAAGAGAGGCCGCGAAGGCCGCAAACAGCCCAACCCGGUGGCGACAACAAAUCAUCAACGACCAACUCAUCGAAGUUGUCGGAUUCAAAAGUCUGUUCCAUCUUGGCCAGGUUCAGGUUGGGUUGGCGAAACCCGUUCGGAUUUGCCAAGGACGAGACAUCAAGUUGAUUUUGCCUCAAGAAAUUCCGCUGCAGAUCGACGGCGAGCCGACUAUGCUUCAACCUGAGACGACGAUGCACAUCACCUGGAAUGGAGAGACGCCGGUGCUCCUCGCGUCCGACAAGUCUGCGCAGACGCAAACUCUGGCCGCCGUCCAGCAGGCAAGUGGCGGUUUCUGGGGAUCCCGUCGCGGCCUGCUCAGCGACUACCAGUUCGCCCAGCUCGCGUACGAGUUCCAGAAACGUUUCUGA
This is a messenger RNA of Neospora caninum, 5433 nucleotides long. RefSeq lists its product as hypothetical. The record is from RefSeq and is a predicted model, not a curated record. The coding region runs from base 1 to 5433 and encodes 1810 amino acids. NCBI's taxonomy places the organism in Eukaryota, Apicomplexa, Conoidasida, Eucoccidiorida, Sarcocystidae. Gene Ontology annotation, molecular function: ATP-dependent diacylglycerol kinase activity. The transcript has 9 exons.